Messenger RNA from Solanum dulcamara, 729 nucleotides. RefSeq lists its product as uncharacterized. Lineage: Eukaryota; Viridiplantae; Streptophyta; Magnoliopsida; Solanales; Solanaceae. The record is from RefSeq and is a predicted model, not a curated record. The transcript is spliced from 2 exons. Bases 1 to 729 code for a protein of 242 amino acids.
AUGACCAGAGACCAUAUUAUGGCAAAUGGGAAAAACUCACCUAAAAAAAUAAUGGUGGUGGCUGAUCCAACUCGUGAAUCAGCAUCCGCCCUUCAAUACGCGCUUUCCCAUGCAGUCACGGAAAACGACACAUUGAUUCUUCUGCAUGUCGGUAACCCUAAUGCAUGGAGGAAUCUCCUUGGUACCUUGAUCAAGAAGCCAUUGCCAAACUCAUCCACGUCCACGUCCGAUGGAGGAGGUGUAAAUAGUAGUCCGUUUGGUACUUUCUUUAAAAAGUCAUUACCAACCAUAACAUCACCACCACCGCUAACGUCUGCGGCCUCCAAUGAGGCCGUGGAAGACGGUGGUAGUGUUAAAGGGUGCAAUGGAAAGGGAUACAUGGAUUUUCUUGGGACAAUGAAACAUGCAUGUGAGGUUGCACAACCUAAGAUAAAAGUUUGUACUGAGACAGUGGAAAUGGAUGGCAAUGCAAAGGAAAAAGCUUCUGUCAUUCUUGCUAAAUCUGCAUCUUUUGGUAUUGAUAUUCUUGUUAUAGGUCAGAGAAGGAGUCUUUCAAACGUAAUACUUCGGCCUAGAAGAAGUGUAUCACUAAGAGGGCUGGGGCUGGAUAUGGCAGAUUAUUUGAUUGACAACAGCAAAUGCACCUGUGUUGCAGUUCAGAAGAAGGGCCAAACAGCAGGAUAUCUGCUCAAUACCAAAACUCAUAGAAAUUUCUGGCUCUUAGCAUAA